UAAUGGAAACCGAUACCAAGACUGCGAAUUAGAUUGCGACUUGAACAAUGUCUUUUUCCAUUUAGUAUCUUCUAAAACAUCUUUGCAACGAUUUUUCCCUCGUGCACUGGUGCAGUUACUCGCGCGCAGGUGUUCGUACUCGACGGGUCCGUCUGUGAAUGGGUCUGUCAUACUUUGGAAAAUCGUUUUCAGUCGCUCCGCAGAUAGCACCGUUCUCGAUCAGUGACGAGCCCGCGAAUUGGGGCGAGGCGGUCUCGUCGGUCUGCACGGUCGGGAAGGGUGACUUGCCGAUCGAAGUGUCGUGGGCGCUGAACGGCGUGCCUAUCACCAAGGAAAAUUACGGAGAUAUAUCGAUAGCAAGCAGCAGCAAGCGAGUUAGUCUACUGACAAUCGAGGCCGCCAGCCCGAGACACGCCGGGGAGUACACUUGCACAGCCUCGAAUGCUGCCGGAGCGACGAGUUACUCCGCCACCCUGGCUGUGAACGGUACUGGCAUUGCAUGAAGCGAAGUGCCUCGCUACGAGUGACAGAUACAGCUUGGGAUUCUGCCUGCGAGCAUAACGUACCUAGACGAAACUCUUCUCCCAUCCUCGCGUAACACAGCGAUAACACGGCACCCCUCUGAAACCGUCCCGUCGCGUGAGGUAUAAUUGGCAAUUGACAAAUCGUACGAACACGAAGAUUUAGUAAAAGACACGUACCUAAGAUUAUUAAAGGAGAAGAAGCUAUACGAAGCCUAUAUGUGUGAUUCUACGAGUUUGAUCGAUUAACAAAAGGAUUUAUGUAUAUAUAUUUUGUAGAUGCAGUUGUAUUGAUUUUAUUUUCUGCGA
Vollenhovia emeryi is the source of this 830-nucleotide messenger RNA. Its product is annotated as Down syndrome cell adhesion molecule-like protein Dscam2. Bases 159 to 503 code for a protein of 114 amino acids. The record is from RefSeq and is a predicted model, not a curated record. The transcript has a single exon. Lineage: Eukaryota; Metazoa; Arthropoda; Insecta; Hymenoptera; Formicidae.